AGGCAGUCAGCCGCCCCACUCCUCCUCCUGCGUCUGUCUGCAUCUGCAGUCAUGGACUCCAUCCUGCUGCAGGUCUGAGCUGCUCACCGGGAACCUUAGAUUCACUGUAAAGCUCUUUCUUUUUUUUUUUUAUUCGCAGCACAAGGACUUCUUUCACACAGAUCUCAGAUGUUUUCAUGUCCAUCCAAGGGGGAUUUUCAGGCCCACCAUGGUUUUUCCUACAUAAAGUAACAGUGGGACUUUGAGAGCUGAUGUUUACCUGCUGCUGGGAAUAAGAGGACCUCGCUGGGACGGCUGUUCCUUCCCAUGUGGGUUUGAGGCCCGCAGAUGGGCUUGUCGGGGGUUCGGGGAUCUGAGCUUUUUUCCUUCAGAUGAACUUGGACGUUUUUCUUUUACGACAUGGGCUGAGCUCCUGAAGAACUAGAGAAUCAACAGUGGAGGCUGCACUUUUGUUGGAGGAGAUUCAGCAUCACUUCUCUGUUUACACUGGAGUUUAUUUCAACGGUGGUGUUUCACCAUUCCAGCUGAAGACAAAGCCGGUCUUGCUGGCCUGUUCCACCUGUUGUAGUGCGACAGGGAGCGGCGUCAAUAUUAUGUGCAUGUAGAGAAGGCAAAGAACAGUGAAUUAUUUAUUUUCAACAUGUCCCCCACUCGACCCAUCCUUUGUUUACACGUCUAGCGCUUGGACUCCUCCAGUAGAAUCUGCUGCUGCUCCUCCUCCUGCUCGCUCGUUGUUUCUUCUCCCCGGACCAUGAGUCUCUCCGGCCUGGCUCUGCUGCUGCUGCUGCUCCAGGUCUCCAUCCUGCUGCUGGAGGGCAUCAACACCUGCCAGUUCAUCAACUUGGACGAGCAGAAGUCUCGACGCAUCGAGGCGGUGCGCGGGCAAAUCCUCAGCAAGCUGCGCAUCCGGAGCCCGCCGGACCCGGACACGGACGACGAGCAGCCGGCGGACGCGGUGCCGCCGGAAGUCAUGCUGCUCUACAACAGCACGCGGGAGCUGGUCAAGGAGCGCGCGCGUUCGGCGGAGUCCGCGUGCGAGCGCGAGAGCAGCGAGGAGGAUUACUACGCCAAGGAGGUGCAACGGAUCGAUAUGCUGCCUCCGCCAACCGACACAAAUGCCGUGCAGCCCAUAAUACCCAACCCUCAUUACAGAGUCGUCAACUUUGACGUCAGCGGAGUGGAAUUUACAAACGGCACAUUGGUCAAGGCUGAAUUUAGGAUUUUCAGAGCCCCUAAUCCACAAGCCAAGGCCUCCGAGCAGAGAGUGGAGAUCUACCAGCUACUGAAGCCGGAUGAAGACAGCACUUCCACCCAGCGUUAUAUCGACUCCCGCACUCUUCAGCCGCGCGCCAAAGGUUCCUGGAUCUCUGUCGAUGUUACAGAAACCGUUAAGGACUGGGUUUCGGAUCCAGAGAAUAACUUGGGUUUGAGGCUCGGCGUCCACUGCCCCUGCUGCACUUUUGUUCCGUCCACCAACAAUAUAGUUCCCAACAAGAGUGAGGAGCUGGAGACGCUGUUUGCAGGAGUGGACGAUGAGCAGCUCCGUCAGAGUAGGAAGCCUGGUCAGGUUAAAGGUCAACCCGAUUUCAGCACCAAGACUCCUCAUCUCAUACUGACACUGCUGCCCAGCGAUAGAGUCGACAGCCCGGCCAGGAAGAACCGCAAGAAGAGAGCAGCCGCCACAGACACCACAACUUGCUCACGUGGUUCAGACCAGGGCUGCUGCCUGCGAUCACUGUACAUCGACUUCAGACGCGACCUCAACUGGAAGUGGAUCCACGAGCCCAAAGGUUACAAGGCCAACUUCUGUGCCGGCAGCUGCCCGUAUCUCUGGAGCGCAAACAACCACUACAACAUGAUCCUCCCUCUGUACAACAAGCUGAACCCAGAAGCCUCGGCGUCGCCUUGCUGCGUUCCUCAGGACCUGGAGCCGCUCACCAUCAUGUACUUCAUCGGCCGCACGCCUCGCGUUGAACAGCUCUCCAACAUGGUGGUCAAAUCCUGCAAGUGCCGCUGAAGUGGAGGUGAGAGGGCGACGGUUUCACUCAGGGGAGGCACAAGGAUCAGCAGAACUUUUGAGGGAUAUUUUCUUACUCCGCCUGAUUCAACUUUGCAUUCUCUGGAACAUUCCAGCUGAUAUAGGACGAAUAAAUAUGCCGCCCGUUUCCUCCGCCUGGAUAUUAACAGGCCUGUUGUUUGAACAUGUGGUCUGCCUGCCGCACAGAGAGGAUUCUUUGACGGCGUUUUUGAUUCUGCGGCGCGUGUCUCUGCGGCUGCGGGCGGCAGACCCAUCCAGACGUUGCUUGUUUGCUUUAGGUUGAACGUGUUGAUCAGUUUGAGGCGGCGUGGAAAGGUCCACAGUCUCAGAGCUUUCGUCAGGUCGGCAGCGGAGGAGAGAGGAGAGCUGUGUCCGGACCGGGCUCUGCCAGCUCUCUGCGGUCCUGGCCCGAAAUCGGCCCGGCGUAAACAGGAUGUGAAAGAUUUCCAGACACCGAGCCGGCCACUCACGGAACGCUCGAUUUAAAUUCUCCUCUCAUCUCCUCCCACUCUCUCGCUGGUUCUGGGAUUUGUGGUGGGAGGAGAGAAGGAGAGGCUUUGAAAACGAGACGUGGGAUGAUAGAGCGCGCUGCAAGCGUGGAAGGUGGUAUUUUGCCGUCUUAGCAAAUUUGUAACUAUUUGGUUCUGGUUCCAACUUUCCGUAAUCACGCUCAUUUUCUCCGUGUGCCUGCGUUCGCCGAUUGUAGGACGGCUGUUGACUCACUUCUAUUCCGGCUCUCUGAUUAUAUUUUGUCACCCAGAUGUUUACCAUCAGUGAUUUAGCCAAACACACACAUUGACCACUCUGAUAGAGCUGAAAAUACCAAGGGAAAAAAAACAUCCCCAGGGUUCAGUUUAAAUAUAGACUUUCUGGUAUGUCAGUGGUUUGUGUGUGUGUGUGUGUGUGUGUGUGUGUUUGUGUGUGUGUGUGUGUGUGUGGUUCGGCUUGAUAGCAGCCCAACUGUUUUGUGUACUUCGUUGUGACUGUGUGUAUGGAAGCUGCCUGGGCGGAUGAUCUCACUGUGACCAUGCCGGACAUCACACAAGUGACAAUAACGCUUGAGUUGAAUAAGAACCGCUCGGCGCCAGGGUUAGCAUGACGUUGCGUGCUGCUAGCAUUAUUCAUGAGCGGCGCAGUCCCUCGGAGGGUUGAAGGAAUGACGGUCAAAGCAAAGACGUACAACUGAAACAUAAAAACAAUCAUUACCACCUGCAUAAAUAAAUGUAUGACAACACACGACUGCUGUAUCCAGUUUUUUUUCCAUG
This is a messenger RNA of Synchiropus splendidus (mandarinfish), 3303 nucleotides long. RefSeq names its product transforming growth factor, beta 5 (gene tgfb5). Bases 752 to 2017 code for a protein of 421 amino acids. NCBI's taxonomy places the organism in Eukaryota, Metazoa, Chordata, Actinopteri, Syngnathiformes, Callionymidae. Gene Ontology annotation, molecular function: type III transforming growth factor beta receptor binding; type II transforming growth factor beta receptor binding; growth factor activity. Gene Ontology annotation, biological process: transforming growth factor beta receptor signaling pathway; BMP signaling pathway; regulation of cell population proliferation. The transcript is spliced from 7 exons. The record is from RefSeq and is a predicted model, not a curated record. Gene Ontology annotation, cellular component: extracellular region.